Amphimedon queenslandica is the source of this 2150-nucleotide messenger RNA. RefSeq names its product acylamino-acid-releasing enzyme-like. The record is from RefSeq and is a predicted model, not a curated record. Bases 1041 to 2066 code for a protein of 341 amino acids. Gene Ontology annotation, molecular function: serine-type endopeptidase activity. The transcript has 7 exons. NCBI's taxonomy places the organism in Eukaryota, Metazoa, Porifera, Demospongiae, Haplosclerida, Niphatidae.
AACUUGAGUGUGUAUAUUUUUUAAAUGGAUCUUUAUACAAGUCAGUUUUUCAUCAACAUUUAAUUGAUAUAUUGCUUCAAAAUUAAUUUGAAAUUAAAUUUUGAGGAUUUGAAACAUAGUCAAUAACAGUUAGUUCUAGCUUUUUUCUAAAAAUUGCUCACAAAUCCCCCCAAAUUUUUAUUACAUUUUCUGAUACAUAUUGAUGUCUUUAUGACAUGUAGAAAUUUUGAGCCAAUUCCGACUACUAAAUUUAUAGCCAUGCUAAUUUCUGAAAAUACACUGUGUGUAGGUCAAGAUGUAGAUCUGUAUAGUCCAUACUUUGUAAUUUCAAAACCUUUGCUUUAAUUAAUUGUUAUAAAUUAUAUUACUUUUGGUUUCAUUCUUCCCAUAAUCACAGACUGGUCAAAGUAUAUAAUAUUAUCAAUCAUUCCAGAGGAUGUAGUUCUAUCAUAUUGAGUGACACAACCAGUAAAAUGGCGACUGCAUUCUUUCUCUCUAUCAACCAAAACUUUAUGAUUAUUGCCUUUAUUUAAACUAAUUCAAUUCUUCCAACGAAUUAAUUUUUUCUUGAAAGUUUCAUUGCAUACCGUAGACUAAUAGUCUACAGUACAUUUUAUCAUAGAUAUCUAUGUUCUACAUAGUAUAUUUAUGAUUUUAUUUUGCAAUGAAUACUUAGCACGCAUAUCCUAUGAUUAUAUGACUGGGCAUUCGGUAACUGGCUAGUUUUAAUGAAAGACAAAAAUGGCUCACUAUACAGAGAUGACAGAGCUCCUUUCCAGUGCAAAGUACCUAAAGGAGAACUCUUAGUUGAAGACAUUAUGACUGGACAUUAAGCAACUUUAAACUCCCUAGCAAUAUAUCUUUAAAAGCAUGAUUAUUCUGGCCCCUACCCACCAAUGAUAUAUCAGAACAUCAUCCCAACUACUCCCGGGAUUUGUGAACUAGUAGUUCACAAACCUCUGGAGUGGUGAAUUAGUGUAAGCAUACUGAGAUAUUUAUGGUGUAAGAAAACAAAUAACUGAUUAAGUAUUUUAUACGUUAUGCGUAUUAUACGACAAUCUAUGACCACGCCUUGCAAAAUUAUAGAUAUUUAUGACCGCAUAACAUCGCUGAGUGCACAGUGCAAUCAUAAUCGUGUAAUUAAUUUCUUAAUGAUGGCUGCUAUUCAAGAGAAAGCUCGUCAGCUAUACAGAGAGAUUGCACAGAUACCAGUUGCUACUGGAGGUCGUAUAUUCCGCUCAGGGGAUGGGCUGUACGAGGUUAAAGUAAAAUGGAGUCAAAAAGAUCUUAAAAGAGGACUUACAGUUACUUUUGACAAGUCUUACCUGGUCCGCAGAGACCCUGGCACUAAGAAACUCUCUCUAUUCAAUAGCAGCAACUUCCAACACGAUGCUACAUCAGUUUUGUUAGAAAGUUAUUCCACUUGUGGGAAGUUCAGAGCUGUACUCAUGAAAGGAAAGUCGUCAAAGAUGGAGUCUGGGGCUGAACCACAGCAGUUUAUAGAAAUCUGGGACUCAAAUAGUUUGAUAAAGAGUUUCAAUGUCAAGGAGCAGUUGGGAAAGAAACAUGGCAAAAUUAAUGUUGAUGAUCAAUUCUCAAGCUUCCAGUUGUCCUCUGAUGGCUCAAAACUGCUCUAUGUCGCUGAGAAGAAGGUCCCAGACAGCAUUUCAUACUUUAAGAAGAACAAUGGAGAUGAAGACAAAGGAUCUGAACCUAAGGAAAUGGGCACUGAAUAUGUAUACCGCCAGAGCUGGGGAGAGCAGUUGACAACAGUCAUUAAUCCUAUCAUUGUUGUAUUGGAUAUUAAGACUGAGGAAUGCACUGUUAUUGAUUCUCCUUCUAAUUACUCGUGUGGGCGGGCUAGAUGGGUACCUGAUUCCACUAAAGAGCUGGUUUAUGUUGGCUACAAUAAUGAACCACUUAAACUUGGUUUGCUGUACUGCAAUAGAAAGUCAACUCUCUUUUGUGCCAAUGUUGAUACUAAUGUGUCAAGUAAGAUUAUAAUUAUUAAUGAUAUGACCCACCUCCACUGUCACAUGACAUCUAUUAUAUUAAUUAUCAUGUGAUGUGUUAGUGGGUUAAAUACAACCAGUUCUAUACUAUAAAGGGACAUUUUGGCUUUUGUCAUGUAACAUUUCCAAUUUUCCAUA